UUUUCACUGAAUUGUUUUACUACUGGCUCAAAGAUAGUUCCAGGCUCCAAUGUCUGAACACAAAACAGGUCUUAUGACCGACAAGUUAUCAAGACCAACUUCAGUUUUCGGUUUAAGAUUAUGGGUUGUUCUUGGUGUCUGUGUAGGGACAACCAUUGUAUUGCUGCUUUUCUUUAUUACUCUCUGGCUUGCUUCAAAAAAGUCCAGGAGGAGUGCAAAAAAGAAACCCAAAAUUCCGAUUGUGACUAAAGAGAUUCGAGAAAUCAGAAUUGACCAACCCGUUAAGCCAAACAGGGGACAAAUCGAAGCCCUUCAAUUUCAAGACCAGGAAAUGAUGUCUAGAAAGAAAAGGGAAGAUUUAUUGUUGCUUAUGUCACCGGAAGAGGAAAGUCCAAUGAGCUAUCAUGGGGCUCAGAUUGAUAUUGGAAAAGGGCGUUUGAUUUCUUACCAUGGUUCUUCUGGGGAAGCACCAUGUGGCGGUGGCGGUGAGCAUGUGGCUGCUAUGGUGGUGCCUGAGGUGUCCCAUUUGGGGUGGGGACAUUGGUAUACUUUGAGAGAGCUUGAGGUAGCUACUAAUUCUUUUGCUCAUGAGAAUGUGAUUGGCGAGGGAGGGUAUGGGAUUGUUUAUCAUGGUGUUUUAGAGGAUAGAACUGAGAUUGCUGUCAAGAACUUGCUCAAUAACAGGGGACAGGCUGAGAGAGAAUUUAAGGUUGAAGUGGAAGCCAUUGGAAGAGUCAGACACAAGAAUUUAGUAAGAUUGCUUGGUUAUUGUGCCGAAGGAGCUCAAAGGAUGCUCGUGUAUGAAUAUGUGAACAACGGGAACUUGGAACAAUGGCUUCAUGGUGACGUAGGGCCUUGCAGUCCUCUUACCUGGGAAAUUAGAAUGAAAAUCAUCUUGGGAACUGCAAAAGGGUUAACUUACCUUCACGAUGGACUUGAACCAAAAGUUGUCCACCGUGACAUAAAAUCGAGCAACAUUCUACUUGACAAGCAGUGGAAUCCCCAAGUCUCUGACUUCGGCCUUGCCAAGCUCCUUUGUUCAGAUAGCAGCUACGUUACAACCCGUGUAAUGGGAACAUUUGGAUAUGUAGCUCCUGAGUAUGCAAGCACAGGCAUGCUGAAUGAAAGAAGCGAUGUGUACAGUUUCGGGAUUCUUAUCAUGGAAAUUUUGUCUGGAAGGAACCCGGUGGAUUAUAGCCGGCCUCCAGAAGAGGUGAACUCGAUCGAUUGGCUUAAAAGGAUGGUUAGUAACAGGAAUCCAGAGGGGGUAUUGGAUCCCAAACUACCCGAGAAGCCUAUUUUGAGGGCAUUAAAGCGGGCUCUUCUUGUUGCUUUACGCUGUGUAGACCCAAAUGCACAGAAACGACCAAAAAUGGGCCAUAUUGUACACAUGCUCGAAGCUGACGACUCCCCCUUCAGAGAAGAGCGUAGAGGAGGAAAGGACCUGGGACGCACACAUUGUGAUAGCCCCAAGGAGGUGAUGGAAAUUAGUGUGAAAGCGGGCUGCACGCUGACGAGGCAAGAUGAAGACAUCAAGAAUGCCGAUAAACAAUCCACUGGGGAGAUUUAACCGAGCUUCAUGAGGUGGAUGAGGAAUAUUUUACUGCCUGCUGCUUCAUCUAGAUGCUGGCCUUGUGCAAAAUGCCUACUACAUUAUCCAAUUUUUUUGCUAUCACUUAUGUUUCCCUCUAUUAAUGGUAGCUUCUAUGGCUGCGUAGCAUGUGCUCCAUAGGAAGAUUCAAUUCAAAUGUCAAAAUCAAGGGCCUUUUGUUUAGAAGCUUUGAGAUCUUCAUGUAAUUCACAGGCACGCUCGAUCGUUUUUAAGAAAAUAUAAGAUUGUCACAUAUUACAAAUUAAUUUUGGA
Molecule: messenger RNA, 1864 nt
Organism: Populus euphratica (Euphrates poplar)
Lineage: Eukaryota; Viridiplantae; Streptophyta; Magnoliopsida; Malpighiales; Salicaceae
Product: probable serine/threonine-protein kinase At1g01540
Exons: 7
Coding region: 50-1570 (506 amino acids)
Biological process (GO): protein phosphorylation
Molecular function (GO): protein kinase activity; ATP binding
Source: RefSeq, a predicted model, not a curated record